This is a messenger RNA of Sciurus carolinensis (gray squirrel), 654 nucleotides long. Its product is annotated as grpE protein homolog 1, mitochondrial-like. Bases 1 to 654 code for a protein of 217 amino acids. Gene Ontology annotation, molecular function: adenyl-nucleotide exchange factor activity; protein-folding chaperone binding; protein homodimerization activity. The record is from RefSeq and is a predicted model, not a curated record. Gene Ontology annotation, cellular component: PAM complex, Tim23 associated import motor. Gene Ontology annotation, biological process: protein import into mitochondrial matrix; protein folding. Lineage: Eukaryota; Metazoa; Chordata; Mammalia; Rodentia; Sciuridae. The transcript has a single exon.
AUGGUGGCUUGGUGUGUUAGGCCAGUGCAGCACAAUCUCCUGGCUUUGGCAUUCUCUCUCAGGCCCUCUCCUUGGUUGUUGUGCACAGCUACAAAACAAAAGAACAAUGACCAACGCCUGGAAGAGGACAUACGUCACAAUGAGCAGAAGACAGAGCCUCCCUCUGUAGACAAGAACCUUCUAGAAGAGAAGGUCAGGUUGGAAGAGCAGCUGAGAGACACCAUGAAAAAAUAUAAACGAGCUUUGGCAGAUACUGAGAACUUGAGGCAGAGGAGCCAAAAACUAGUGGAAGAGGCAAAAUUAUAUGGCAUCCAAGGCUUUUGCAAGGACUUACUGGGGGUUGCAGACAUUCUGGAGAAGGUAACACAGAGUGUUCCGAAAGAAGAAAUUAAAGAUGGCAACCCUCACCUGAAAAGCCCAUACAAGAGGCUGCUACUGACCAAGGUGCAAAUUCAGAAGGUGUUCCCAAAGCACAGCUUGCUCAAGCUGGACCCCCUUGGAGCCAAGUUUGACCCUUAUGAACAUGAGGCACUGUUCCACAUACCAGUAGAGGGCAGGGAGCCAGGUACAGUGGCUCUGGUUAGCAAAGUGGGGUACAGGCUGCACAGGCACACCCUCAGACCUGCCCUGGUGGGGGUGGUGAAGGAAGCAUAG